Molecule: messenger RNA, 237 nt
Organism: Prunus armeniaca (apricot)
Lineage: Eukaryota; Viridiplantae; Streptophyta; Magnoliopsida; Rosales; Rosaceae
Source: the annotation of a GenBank genome assembly
AUGGAAUUGCCAAAAUUUUUGGGUCGCUCUCUUGUUCAUGCGAGGAGAGCCUUGACAGCUAGGGUUAGGGGUGGCUGCAUUGGCUUCCUUUCUGGGUUCCCAAGGAGCCAGUGGUUGGUGAUGGGUCUCCAUCUUAACGUAUGGAGAUGGCCACCACCUCUUUUGCUUAAGAGGAUGACGAGUAUGCGGCACCAACUGGGAAUCAGCUGCCUGCGAAAACUAGUGUUGGGCAUCUGA